GUAACAUUGCUUCUCUUGAUUUCUUCUCCAAAAACGCUCCGUUUUGCGGUUCCCCAUGUUUCAUUCAUCUCCCAGCUCUUCCAAAAGAAUGGCGUCGUCUAUGGACGUUGACAAGGUCGAGAUUCCGCCACCAGUGAACGACGCGCCCAAAUCGAAGAAGCAGAAAGAGGUCAUGCAUGAAGGUAUCAACGUAGACAAUGACGAUAACUCUGCAAAGGUAGCAUUAAAAGGUGAUAUUGUUGUCAAAAGUGAGAAAGGGAAGGCGAUUGAACUCAUUCAGGAAGGUUACGGCGAUAGUCAAACUAUGCUGGUGUUUGAUGAUCUAUUUCUUCCAUGCGGAAAGGCUAAAUCCGGAUCAGAAAGCAAGGUCAAGUCUUCCAAUAGCGGUGCUAAAGAAACCCAUAAUUUAAUUAUUUUUAAAAAUGUGUCAGACAGUAUCUCUGACAGUAGAUGGCGGUUGAUAGAAGAAUUCUUGACCAUAAUUGCCCGUAUGAGUACUGCAUCCAACAUGAAACUUGUGGUUGGUAGUAAAACAUCUAUUCUCUCGUUGAGAACUCAUUUGAUCUUCAUAGAUUUCUCGAGAUAUUUUCUUACGAAGUUUUGUUAUAGCAUCUAUGAUGGCUUCCGGUUUAGGUGGACAGCCCGGCAAAUAGACAUCCACAGGAAUUAA
Messenger RNA from Cajanus cajan (pigeon pea), 670 nucleotides. The record is from RefSeq and is a predicted model, not a curated record. NCBI's taxonomy places the organism in Eukaryota, Viridiplantae, Streptophyta, Magnoliopsida, Fabales, Fabaceae.